Messenger RNA from Aaosphaeria arxii CBS 175.79, 2483 nucleotides. RefSeq names its product sorting nexin mvp1. The record is from RefSeq and is a predicted model, not a curated record. Gene Ontology annotation, cellular component: endosome. Gene Ontology annotation, biological process: retrograde transport, endosome to Golgi; protein targeting to vacuole. Bases 99 to 2261 code for a protein of 720 amino acids. Gene Ontology annotation, molecular function: phosphatidylinositol-3-phosphate binding. Lineage: Eukaryota; Fungi; Ascomycota; Dothideomycetes; Pleosporales. The transcript is spliced from 5 exons.
CCUCGCAUGUACCAUAGAGGCCUGAUUACCUACGAGCAGCUUUGGGGCCUUUAAUCAUUUCUGGCGAUAUCUGAACUAGACAGAGCCGUGUAUCGACAAUGUCUCUCUUUGGCGACGACUUCGAACCCUCGCAGACGCGGAGUAAACAGUCGAGUGGCCUCUUCGACGACGAGCCACAGCGCCCGGCAAACCGAUCGUCUAAUUCUCUCUUUGCAGACGACUUUGGGGGAAACGACGAUUCGCCUUGGGGCCUCCCGACACCGAAGAAGGGAAAGGCAGACCGAGGGAGCUUGGUCAAGAACUUGCUUCCGGCGAGCGCCGUGCCAGAGGCCUACAUAGAUGCAUUCGAUGGCUUGUUGGAAGACGGGGAUGUAACAUUAGACCGCGUAAGGAAGAUUGUCGAGAGCAGUGGGCUGCCAGACGAGACACAGACCAAGAUCGUUGAAAUCCUGGGCAAGAAGGACGGCAGCGAUGCGCUGGACAGAGCAGAGUUCAAUGUCGUGUUUGCGCUAGUAGGACUUGCGCAGGAGGGCGAGGACGUCACGCUCGACAGUGUCGACGAGCGAAAGAAGAACCUCCCUGUACCUUCGAUAUCGAUCCCAAAGCCAGCGAAGCAACCCACCCAGACCGCAGAGGAACCGGCAUCCACACAGGCUCGGAUGGUACCUACGCCGCCUCCCCAGCAGCAAUCUCCCUCGCAGCAAGUGCAAACACCGAGCCGCACGCGUCCCACGCCCCGCAAACCGUCGUUUGGUGACCCCAUGGCCGAUCCUUGGGGCAGCCCCGACUUGCAUCGCGGUCAUACGCAUUCGAGCUAUACUUCUGUGCCUCCGCAGACCAAUGGAAACCAUGCCCCUUCUGCAACGCGGACAACGAGCCAAUUCACGACGGCAUCCGCAGCGACAGGAACCACGGCUGCCGAUUCCACUCAACAACGGCCAAGUACGGUAGGAAGUGAAGGAGCUGGUUGGGGAGAAUAUAACGCAGAAUCUGGAGGAGGUUUCUCGGGGCUUGGUGGAGAGGGCUUUGGCCAGUCGCCCGGCGCCGGCGGUGGUUCGAACAACCCAGCUGGCCUAAGCAGGCCUGUUGGUGGAAGUCGCAUUAUUUCGAACGGAGUUGAAGAGGUGAUCACUGUCUCGACCCUUGCGGAGAAGGAGGGCGUUUUCAUGUUCCAGCACCGCAACUACGAGGUCACGAGCGCCCGCCGAAACAGCAAGGUGAUCCGUCGGUACAGCGACUUUGUGUGGUUAUUGGAUUGCCUCCACAAGAGGUACCCAUUCCGACAGCUACCUUUGCUGCCUCCGAAGAGAGUUGCGAUCAAUGGUAACUAUUUAGCUGCCGACGCGAGUUUCGUGGAGAAGAGGAGAAAGGGUUUGGCGAGGUUUAUCAAUGCCUUGGUGAGGCACCCGGUGCUUAGCCAGGAGCAGCUUGUCAUCAUGUUCUUGACGGUUCCUACGGAAUUGGCCGUGUGGCGCAAACAAGCCACCAUCUCUGUGCAAGAAGAGUUCACCGGCAAGCCCUUGCCCCCAGACCUAGAAGAUUCCCUACCGAAGACCCUACCGGAGCUCUUCGACACCGUCCGUUCUGGUAUCCGCAGAUCAGCGGAGGUCUACAUCAACCUCUGCAACAUGAUGGAACGCCUGACGAAACGCAAUGAAGGCAUGGCAGCCGAAUUCCUCCGGUUCUCGACCGCGCUGCAGACUCUCACCGAAGCUUCCAAGGACACGUAUGCGUCCGACACGAGCGAUGUGCCAAUGCUCAAUGAGGGUCUCAGCUCGACUGCCAGGCACUUGGAACAAUCCCGGGCAUUGCUGGAAGACGAAGCGAGGGGAUGGGAAGAAGGUGUUCUGGAGGAUCUUAAGAGACAGCGCGAUUCCCUGGUUAGCAUGAGAGACCUGUUCGACAGGCGGGAUAAAUACGCCAAGGACAACAUCCCCUACCUCGAGAAACGCAUCUCAACCAACGAGCAGAAGCUACAGGGCAUCAGGAGCAAACCACCACACCUGAUCAAGCCCAACGAGGCCGAGAAAGUCGAGGAAGCCAUCUUCAAAGACAAAGAGUCUAUCGUCGAACAGCACGCGCGUGGCGUCUUCAUCAGGGAAUGCAUCCGCGACGAACUCCUCUUCUUCCAGCAGAGCCAGUACCACGUCAGUCGGCUGCACCAGGACUGGAGUCAGGAGCGCGUCAAGUACGCCGAGUUGCAGGCGGACAACUGGAGGGCGCUCAGCGAGGAGGUGGAGGGCAUGCCGUUGGGCGAGUAAACAUCACCAUCAUUGUUGCGGCAUACACGGUACUUCUCUGAUACGCACGUGUUGAUAGCGUGCGUCUCCGACGUUGUUUCCAACGCAUUGCAGUGGCAAGGCGGUACGGGAUUGAAUUUGUAAUUUGUACAUCUUGUUUUCACUUUUGGCAGUUCUGUUUUCCUUUUUAUUGUUAGGAAAGAGGUAUAUACUCUAUAGCGAGUGAAAUGAAGCGUUAUGCAG